Messenger RNA from Darwinula stevensoni, 642 nucleotides. The record is from the annotation of a GenBank genome assembly. Lineage: Eukaryota; Metazoa; Arthropoda; Ostracoda; Podocopida; Darwinulidae.
AUGGCAAUCUCGUUGGCACUGGUGCUGUGCUUGGCCCUGCCGGAAGCGAGCAGCCAGUAUUACGCAGCCCGGUACGGACGGGCGUACUACCCUUAUGGUGGCUUGGGAGCAAUCGGCGGUCUCUAUGGCGGAGGUCUGUACGGAGGAGGCUUGGGAGGACUCGGUGGUCUCUACGGCGGAGGUCUCUACGGAGGAGGCUUGGGAGGACUCGGUGGUCUCUACGGCGGAGGCCUCUACGGAGGAGGCUUGGGAGGAGGCUUGGGAGGACUCGGUGGUCUCUACGGAGGAGGCUUGGGAGGAUUGUACGGUGGAGGACUUUAUCAAGGCCUCGGAGGACUUUAUGGCGGAGGCUUGGGAGGAUUGUACGGAGGAUACGGAGGAUACGGGGGAUACGGAGGAGGGCUCUAUCAAGGCUUAGGAGGACUUUAUGGUACCUCCCUCUACGGAGCAGGCCUCUACGGCGGCGGUGGCUUAGGAGGCUUAGGAGGCCUUUAUGGUGGUGGCCUCUACGGCGGAGUGAAUCCCCUUCUCGGUGGCCUAUACGGGAAUACUCUGCUACGUGGGGGUUAUUACGGAAAUGAGCCAUAUGAAAAGCACAUGAGACAGGAAAUCCACUCCACAAGUAGCAUUAAGCUGGGCUAA